Messenger RNA from Amphimedon queenslandica, 645 nucleotides. Its product is annotated as cytochrome c oxidase subunit 4 isoform 1, mitochondrial-like. The record is from RefSeq and is a predicted model, not a curated record. The transcript is spliced from 3 exons. Gene Ontology annotation, cellular component: respiratory chain complex IV. Bases 30 to 467 code for a protein of 145 amino acids. Lineage: Eukaryota; Metazoa; Porifera; Demospongiae; Haplosclerida; Niphatidae. Gene Ontology annotation, biological process: mitochondrial electron transport, cytochrome c to oxygen.
AUGCCCAGUAGACUAGUGCAAGAAUAAAAAUGGCGACUUUGUUUAUAGCUCGUAGAUUCCUCAGCAGUUCUGUCCCUCGUCUCCACCUCACCAUCAGUGUGGCCAGACCCGCUCCUCUCAGCCUACAGAUGAACCUCUCCACCCCUGAGCUCAAGGCUGCAUAUGACAAGUCGUGUGGCCAUUGGUCCAAGUUAUCAAAGGAAGAGACUGUGAUGUUAUACAGAGCAACGUUUCCCCAGAGCUUUAAAGAACUCAAGGACGCCGAGAAAGGCUAUGGGCCGAAAGUUUUUGCUGGUACAACUUUGGCAAUAAUAAUUGGAGUAAUACUGGCUGAGUUCUUUAAAAGGACAAUUGGUCCUGAAGUACCCCAUACUCUUGAUAAUCCUCAGUGGGAGGAGGACACUAGGAAGAAGUUGAUAAGACAGAAGGCUAACCCGAUAGAAGGCAUCAGCUCUCGUGUCAAUUAAUAGCUCCCAGUCUGCUAGUGACUUAUUAGAAACAUUCCUUAAGCUGUUGAAUAGAUUAUUAUUAUUAUUAUUAUUAACAUUAUUAUUGAUUGGAUUAUCAUAAAACAGUUUCUGCACAUUUUGUUACAAGCACAUUGUUCAUUAAUAUUACUUUACAUGUCCAUUACUGUCUGGUAAA